GGAAAGCGGCAGAAGACACCGCAGACCGGCGGCCGUAGCCACACUUCCAUGCACAGAAGUAUUUCUCGGGUGCCUUGGCUGUGAGAUGUAAAGUGGAGACAUGGCAGAGAGUGACGCAAGUGGGGAAAGAAGAAGCAAGGACGACGGGAAACAAGGUGGCAGACCUCUACAGGAGACCCACAGCCUCGCUCUUGGCCUCUCCCCGGUUGGUGCCCCCUCCCUUGGGACCAAGAGGCAUCUCCCUCGAGGGAUUGUGAUCCAGCUGACUGGGACAGAGGGGGAAUGGGACAGUCUGGACGACAGUGAGCUCAUCUUCUCGCUGGACCACGAUGAUGACUACCCCUCUAUCUCCCUCUCUAAGGAGAGGCAGCUUUCUGUUGAGGAUGACAGAGGGUUGCAGUCCCAAGCUUUCCACGUCCCUCUUUCUCCCUCGUCCCCUGGCUCUCUGGGCAACUGCUCCGCCACUGGCCCUAGCUUCCUCUCCCCAGGCCCUUCUUCACCCACCCACCGACCCCUUGCAAGCCUGGUCAAAUCUCUCUCCACAGAGCUGGAGCUCAAAGAAGGCUCCACCCUCAGACCUAAGCCCCUUCUCAGCCUUGUCAAGUCGAUCUCCACGGAGAUCUCCCGCUCAGAGCCCGAGGUGUCGCAGUCAAAAUCAGACUCCCGCCUCAACCUCCACCUGUGGAAGCAGCUUACCCAAUCGAAAACCCGCAGCAACGGGGACUCCCGCACUGCGCCCCCUUCUCCUAGCUCACUCUCCCCGAGUGGAGAGGCUCUGAAAGGGGGCUUCUUCAAAAUGGAAUUAGAGGACACCAAGAGGAAGCUGUCGGAGGCUGUGCACGAGCCUCUGAGCAGCAUGUUCAGCAAGAUCAUGAGGGAGGAGAGCGUAGGCAGCCCCAAACACCAGGGUAGGACCCAGGCUGCUCACCAGGUCAGCUCCAGGGGUUUGGGGCGUGAAGGCAGCACAGACACGGUUCUUUCUGAGUCUCCUGUGAGGAACACUAGAAGAACAGAUGCAGAUGUUUUGCCGGUGUUUGACUGGCCCUCUGUUAGGCAUCCUGGGAGAAGUCACUGUAGCCACUGCCCUGUGCAUCACAACAGACAACAUCACAGGGACGAGGAGCUGGAAAUAUGUACAGACGGCGACAUGAUGCAAAUAUUGGCCAUUGAGACUCAUGGGAAGUUGAGGGGAACACCUGCUGCACCUCAGGUUGUUGCACCACCCCUGGUUCGGACUUCUCCCCGUUCUCAACCCCAUCAUCCUCUGCCGCGCAUGAGUUUAUUCUGCGUGGCAGUGCUGUCCUAUGGCUAUUUCAUCCUGCCGCUCAGUCCAUACUUCUCGGGCCUGGCUCUGGGAUUAGCAUUGGGCUUCUUGCUAGGAUUGCUGCUCAUCAGGAUGGGUUCCUCCAGGUCUCGCUGCUCAGAUGCUCCAUACAGACCCCCACAGACUCUUUUGGGAGAGGGGAUUAUGACAGGAGGCACUGUCACCACUGAGCCUGACACCCUCAAGGGCUGGAUGAAUGAGAUACAAGACUACGACCCUGAAAUUUACCAUCCAGCGCUGAGUCACUCCGUGUUUGCCACCCUGGAGGGCUCCUGUCUCCGUCUGGACUCCCCGCGUACCAACAUUAGUCGCAGGGCCACGUAUGACGAGAGAGUCCCCGAGGCCGCCUUCGUCAAGUCACGCUGCUUUCAGCUUGCAAAGAGCAAAGUAUUCCUACUGCCAUCUGUGUUGGCUCGGAAGAGGGUGUGGAACCCAAAGUAUCCCAUCUGCAUCCAACUGGCGGGGGGAGCGAACUCCCAGGGGGACGAGGGAGGAAGGUUGGACGAUAGUUUCAGGGAGGAGCCAGGAGCAGAAGCAGCGAGUCCACGGCAGACUUCCUCCAAACACCCUUCCCAUGACCCGCCCACCACUCUUUACCUCUUCGGCCGCACGGGACGAGAGAAAGAAGAGUGGUUUCGUCACUUCCUGUUCGCAUCCACGGAUGCAGAGAGGGACAAACAGAGGCCUGGCAGAUGUGCGUCCAGAUCGGCUAACCCAGCGCUGGUGCGGAGCGUUAGCGCCUCAGGUAAUGCACCAAGCAGCAGAGGCUCCAGCAGAGUGGGCAGCAGCGAUGAUGACGCCCCCUCCUCGCCUCCACCGUGCUCCUCCGCGGCUCACGUGAGUAAGACCCCCGGCGGCACCAGGGGCCCCACACUAGACUAUACCCGCUACAUGGCUCGUCUCCUGGUCGCAGAGGAGGUGACCCCCCUCCCCAGCCCUGGAGCGAGCAGCACAGAGACAAGUCCCACCAUCAAAGCCAACUGUACCUGUGAUCUAGCAGAGCACCCUGGGACCAGCCAGACUGCAUGGGCUAACGCUCUAAUUGGCCGAAUCUUCUGGGACUUCCUGCGAGAGAAGCACUGGGCCGACGUGGUCUCCCACAAGAUCCAGAAGAAGCUGAGCAAAAUCAGACUGCCUUAUUUCAUGAAUGAGCUGACUCUGACUGAGUUGGAUAUGGGCUGCUCUAUGCCCCACAUCACCACUACCUCCAGACCAGAGGUCAACCACAGAGGCCUGUGGGUGGAGCUGCAGCUGGUCUACACCGGUGCCCUGCAGAUGACCCUGCAGACCAAGUUCAACUUGUCCAAGCUGGGUAAAGAGGGCGGUCAGGAUGCGGAGUGUACCACUGAAGCUGGCAGCCCACGCUGCCUGCCCAUCUUCAGCGUGCUGGCAGACAGCGAUGAGGAGUCCUCCAGCGCUGGUUCGUCUGAUGAGGAAGAGCUGCUUCUGUCUGAGCCUCAGGGUCCAGUGGGGGAGAAGGGAUCCACACCGGCCACUGAUGGGACAGGGGGUGGGAAGACCGGGAGGAAGAUUUUGAGAUUUGUGGACAAAAUCGCUAAAUCCAAGUACUUCCAGAAGGCGGCAGAGAACGAGUUCAUUAAGAAGAAGUUCGAGGAGAUGUCCAACACGCCCCUGCUGCUCACGGUGGAGGUCCAAGAGCUGUCGGGGACUCUGGUGGUCAACAUCCCGCCGCCCCCUACAGACAGGAUAUGGUACAGCUUCUGUGUGCCCCCAAAGCUGGAUCUGCAUGUCCGACCCAAGCUCGGAGAGAGGGAGGUGACUUUAUGUCAUGUGACCGAGUGGAUUGAAAGGAAACUGCAAGAUGAAUUCCAGAAAGUGUUCGUGCUGCCAAACAUGGAUGACAUCUACUUACCGCUGAUGAACUCUGGGGCAGACAGCCCUCAAGCAUCGCAGCGUCUGUCCUCUCAGUCCCAACGGUCCCAAAGCUCCUCCACAGAGUCCAUAGAGAGGAUCCCACCUGAGAUCUCUGGGGCAGAGUCUGACUAGUGCCUCG
This is a messenger RNA of Chelmon rostratus (copperband butterflyfish), 3338 nucleotides long. It is a transcript of the gene tex2l, whose product is annotated as testis expressed 2, like. The record is from RefSeq and is a predicted model, not a curated record. Gene Ontology annotation, cellular component: endoplasmic reticulum. Lineage: Eukaryota; Metazoa; Chordata; Actinopteri; Chaetodontiformes; Chaetodontidae. The transcript has 13 exons. Gene Ontology annotation, molecular function: lipid binding. Bases 101 to 3331 code for a protein of 1076 amino acids.